UGCAGUUCCGCCAUUCGCGAUCUCGGCUGUCAAUCACCAGAUCCCUGUGAUUUCUCGCUGGCACCCGAUGAUCGCCGAGAAUUACCGACGGGGGAGAGAACUAUAAUCAAUACAGUUCUCUCCCCUGUCAGCUCCUGCACACUGGUUUGUAUGGCUCUGCAUAGCAGAGCCAGUGGAAAGCGCACACACAGCUUACUAUGAAACAGCACACAGUUAACCCUUUGAUCGCCCCAGAUGUUAACCCCUUCUUGCCCAGUGCCAUUAGUACAGUGUCAGUGCUUUUUAUUAGCACUGAUCACUGUAUUGGUGUCACUGGGGAUGCCAGUGACACCAAGUCAGUUCCCUCCAGUGUCAGAACGCCCGCCGCAGUCCCGCUAUAAGUUGCUGA
Messenger RNA from Staurois parvus, 388 nucleotides. The record is from the annotation of a GenBank genome assembly. Lineage: Eukaryota; Metazoa; Chordata; Amphibia; Anura; Ranidae.